AUGGAUAUAAUUUCAAAACCAGAUGCUACAACUACAUCUCUACAUGAACAACAAACCCAACAACACCAAAAUGCAGAGACAACACCAAAUGAAAAUAUAAAUUAUAAUAAUAUGAACGAUAGUAUAUUAAAAAGUAUUGUAAUUCAAAACCCUAACGAUGAAGACAUAAUAGAUAUAAACAAUGUCAAUAUUUCUAAUAUAGAUUUUAAUAAUAAUAAUAUUCAAAACGAUACUAUAAUUGAUCAUAAUAUAGAUAAGCACGAAAUAAGUUUAGGUACAUAUGAAUCAUCAAAAACAACAACAAACUUCUCAUCCUCAGUUUUUACAACAUCAACAACACAAACCACUAAAUCAAAAAGAAACAGUGAUGGUUUUGAUAACAAAGAAUUAAAGAUAAAUGAUUUGGAAACAAAUAAUGUAAAUAAAAGACACUCAUUACAAUUAACAAAUAACUAUGCAUCAACUUAUAAAUCACCUUUGGAUUCACCAUCAAAAACCUUAGCCAGAACUUUUAGUAUCAGUAUAAUUAAUAGUGUAAAAAAAUCUAGACCCUCUUCUCUUCAACUUCCAAAUUCUAAUAUCCCAUCCUCUUCAUCAUUGUCAUCAUCAACUAAUAGCGGUGUCAAUCCUCAAGAGACUGGAGUGGUUCCACCAUCACCUCAUUAUACUGUUAGAAAAGAUAAUGCAGACAUAUCAUUCCCAUCUCCAGUAAAACAACAGCAACAACAAGAUGAUUAUGAGCAAAUUCAAUAUAAACACAAUAUUUCCUAUGAAGAAAAUUCUGAUGUUGAAGAAAAGUUACAAAAAAUAAUAGACAAUCCAGAAGGCCAUCAAACACAACCAGAAUUAGAAAUCCUUAUACAACAGUUGGUUCCAGGAUUGGACCGCAUAGGAAUUUUAUCUAUAAUAGAUAGAAUUAGUUGUGAUGAAUAUGGAAAUGUAGCAAAUAAUGAAUUGAUCAGUUUUAUGGAAAAAUAUCAUAAUACAGAUCUUAUGGAAGAUGUAUUUGAAGAUCAUCCUAUUAACAAUUUAGUACAUUAUGAAAAUGGUAAAAACUCAUUAUCAAUACAUCCAGAACCUAAUCAAAUUAUUCAACAAAAUACCCAACCAGCUCGAUUCGGCCAAUAUUCAAUUGCUUUAGAUUCUGGUGAUUUUGAAGGUGUCGGAACAAAUGGUGCAUUUAAACAAUCUGAAGAAACCCAACAACUUCAGGAUGAAAUUAAUCAAUUAAAAAAGGAACUACAGAAUUAUAAAGAUAAUGGAAAUAAUGAAACUGAAAUUAGGGGUAGGUGUUCAAGAUAUGAAGAAGAAAAUUCAAAAUUAUAUUUAGAAAUCAAGAAAUUAGAAGAAAACGAGGCUAAAUUUAGAAAAGAAUUAACAAAUUUAAAAGAAAUUGAAAAGAAAAGAAAAGUUCAGUUUACUGAUACUGAAGAAGAAUACACAAAGAAAGAGAAGGAGUCUACAAAAAAGAUGGAUACUUUAAAAUCAACAAUAUUGACAUUAAAAACCUCAAUUAAAGAGGAAAAAAAAAAAGUAGAAGAUAUAGAAAAAGAAUCAUUGUCAAAAAUUAAUGAAUUGGAAAAUAAACUAAGGGUUCAAACAAAUAGAUGCACAUCUUUGACAAGGGAAUAUGAAAAUUUAAUUAGUCAAAUUGGAUUAGAUAAAGAGGUGCAACAACAGCCACAACAACAGCCACAACAACAGCCACAACAACAGCCACAACAAACGAAUGAAUUACAUUCAAAUAAAACUAUUACAAAUAUUCUCGAUGAUAAAAGUAAUAAUAACCCUAUCAUUAACCCCAAUUCAUCAUCAUCACUAAAUGAAUCGCUAUUUAGACAAUCUCAAUUAUUUGACCAAAAGAAUUUUUCAGUUAGCAGCGACCAACUCCAUAAAGAAUUAAUAAAAAAAAUAGAAACUUUAGAAUCAGAGAAUUUAUCACUUCAAGCUCAAAAUAAAAAAUUGGAAGAUGAAUAUAAUAAAAAUAAACAAGAUUUAGAAAACCAAAAUAAUGAAUUAAAAACAACAAUAUCCUCAUUAGAAACUUUAAACUCACACUUAAGACAACAAAAUAGCGCAGAUAAUAAUAGUAGUAGUAGUAGUAGUAGUAAUAAUAAUAAUGAUAUAUCAAAUGAAGAAAAAUUAAAAUAUAAUCAAAUUUUAGAGCAAAAUGAAUCAUUAAAAUCCCUUCUCCAUAAUAAGAACGAUCAAAUUAAACAGCUAAAUGAAUUCAAUGAUGAAAUGCAAAGAGUUGUUACCAAUUCUUCAAAUGAUAUGUCCCAAUUCAAAGAUAAUAUUGCCAAUUUAAUUAAAAAUUCAAUCGCAAAUAAAAAUGUAAAACAACAACAGCAACAAUUACAAGAAAACAACAAUAAUAAUACAAAUGAACAGAUUGAAGAUAAUGAAGAAUUUGAAAAUACCAAUAAUGAUAAAAGUUUCUCAAGAAGAUUGUUUAAUAAACUUGAGUCUUUAUUCGCGAUAAUAGGUUUAGUCGUAUUUGUUUUAUUUACAAUUGCAUUUAUAUCAAGAUUAAAUCAAAAUCCAUUUAUGGAAAGACCAAAUUAA
Dictyostelium purpureum is the source of this 2565-nucleotide messenger RNA. RefSeq lists its product as uncharacterized. Bases 1 to 2565 code for a protein of 854 amino acids. The record is from RefSeq and is a predicted model, not a curated record. NCBI's taxonomy places the organism in Eukaryota, Evosea, Eumycetozoa, Dictyosteliales, Dictyosteliaceae. The transcript is spliced from 3 exons.